GCGCGCACCGGGGCUCUCGGCCGGGACCGCCUCGCAGCGCCGCCCCGCGCGGAGCGACUUUCCCGCCGCGGCGCCCACCUUGCUGCAGGUCGCGGGCGUCGUACCAGGGCUCGUCCUCCUUCAUGUCAAACUCCUCCGCCAGGCUCCCCGCCAGCAUCGCUGCCGCCCAACGCCCCGCAGCCGGCGGCCCCGACCGGCUCCGCUCGCCGCGGCUCUGCCCAACGUGGCACUUCUGCAAAGCCCUCCCGGCCGAGGACGCGGUCCAAACCUUGGCGACGCCUUGACCAACCCCGAGCGGGCCCCGGGGAAGAGACGCUCCUCUGCGUGGAAAAUGACAGUUUUUCAUAUCAAAUCCACUGCUUGGGCAUACGCUGCAAUAACGUUCGGGACUGGAAUGCUAACUUCUGUCUUCAGCUUCUACUAUGUGAAGCUGUUUCUGCGCUUAUACAAGAUUUCGGAAGCAGCCUUCUAUCAAGCCCAGAUAAUUUUAAUGAUUUGGAAUGUCCUAAGUGACCUGACUGGGUACUUUUGCGUCAACUUCAAGGCUGACUGCCGUGUGGGUCGUUUUCUUUCCAUCAAGUAUGGGUGCCUUCUAUAUGUAGCAGCCUUCCUGCUCCCUUGGUUCCCUUGGAGACACUAUCGAGAAGGAGACUGGCUUAGCAGGCUUCACCUGGUGGCGUCACUGUGCGCUUUUGACAGCACGCUCACCUAUGUGCAACGAGCCCACUGCAGACUAUUUGUGGAGACUUUCACGGGACAGGAACGCAGGCUUCACCUGAUUAAAACGAACCAAGUGGCAUCAGCAGUAGGAUCGACCAGUGUCCUUUUCUGCGGCCUCGUCUCUAACAACCUGGAAAUUCUGUGCAAUUUUCAGGCCGCUGCUAUUUUCGUUGCCCUUCUUGCAGCUGCCAGCCUUUACACUGGCAUGGACCACGUGAAACAUUUGGAGCUUAAAAGAAGUCCCCAGGAGAACUUCCUCUUGGAAAGCGAGCAGGAUGAUGCCUGGGCCUCUGUCUUCUUACUGACGAGACAAAUCUUUUUCCAGAAAAACUUUUACCUUUUCUUAAUAAUGAAUUUCUUCCAAGUUUUCCAUUUAACCUUCUUGAGCAACUUCAUGAUGAUCUUUGCAGAUAUGCUCAUUCCCAGGGAUGUUCUUUCUUCUUCCACGAGAAGCGUCAUGUAUGGGGCAUGCUUUACUUGCUCACAGUGCCUGGUACUUAUCAUUUGGCCCUGGCUGAAGAAAUUUGGCUACUAUAAGAUUAUCUUAAUUUCUUUCUAUUUAGAAGGAGCGGCUUCAGCGGUCAUGCUAUUUCUGGGACAGGAAUACUAUUACUGCUUGGCCCUUUAUCUCACUGGUAUCAUGACAAUUGUGCAAGCUGCCUCUUGUCUAUUUAAUCUGCCCCUGGUGGAUAUGGUCGAUGCAGAUGUACUGAAGUUCAAUAGAAAGUCACCCGUUUCUUCGGUAGUUUUUGGAUUCAAUGCUUUGUUUACCAAACCUGCUCAGUCGUUAGCUCCGGUGCUGAUACUGACCAAGCUAGACCAGUAUGACUAUGGAAACCCCAACAGCAGUUCACUGUUAGACCUUCAAGAUUUUACGUUCUGUUUGAUUUGCCUGCUCCCGCUGGGCAUUGCAGUAAUUCAGAUUCUGGUUUGGAGAGCGUUCUCAGUCAGGAGCAAGAGAGACCAGAUGGAAGCUCUUUAAAGGAAGAGCCAGGUGCUGUGGGAUUCAAACACAACUGCAGGUGCUUGUGAGCUCUUACACAGUUUACCUUGUACCCAAAGGCGAAGCUGAGCUUUAUACCUUCUAAUUUGUUUAGAAAGCAAAGCAAAUAAAACAAAAAGUCCAACAGUU
Chinchilla lanigera (long-tailed chinchilla) is the source of this 1852-nucleotide messenger RNA. RefSeq names its product transmembrane protein 180. NCBI's taxonomy places the organism in Eukaryota, Metazoa, Chordata, Mammalia, Rodentia, Chinchillidae. The transcript has 7 exons. The record is from RefSeq and is a predicted model, not a curated record. Bases 332 to 1702 code for a protein of 456 amino acids.